AUGUCGUCUCCUCAGAUCCCCGAGAAGCAAUGGGCUCAGGUCAUCGAGAAGACUGGUGGCCCCCUCGAGUACAAGCAAAUUCCCGUUCAGAAGCCUGGUCCUGAUGAGGUCCUCGUCAAUGUCAAGUACACCGGUGUCUGUCACACUGAUCUUCACGCCUUGAACGGCGACUGGCCCCUCCCAACCAAGCUUCCCCUUGUUGGCGGCCACGAAGGUGCUGGUGUCGUUGUUGCACGCGGUCAACUCGUCGAGGAGGUCAAUGUUGGUGACCACGUUGNNUGGAUCAACGGUACUUGCCUUUCUUGCGACUUCUGCAUGCAGUCAGACGAGCCCCUAUGCGCCAAGGCUCAAUUGUCCGGAUACACUGUCGAUGGCUCCUUCCAACAGUACGCCAUUGCAAAGGCCGCACACGUUGCCAGACUUGCCAAGGACGUUCCUCUCGAUGGUGUUUCACCCGUGUUGUGUGCCGGUAUCACCGUCUACAAGGGUAUCAAGGAAUCUGGUGCUCGCCCUGGCCAGACAGUAGCCAUUGUUGGUGCUGGUGGUGGUCUCGGUUCCCUUGCUCAACAGUACUGCAAGGCCAUGGGUAUCCGCACCAUCGCCAUUGAUGCUGGUGACGACAAGGAGAAGAUGUGCAAGGAGCUCGGCUCUUACGCAUUCGUCGACUUCAGCAAGAGCCAGAACGUUGUCAAGGAUGUCCAGGCUGCCACCGAAGAUGGUCUUGGUCCCCACGCUGUCAUCCNNCUCCUCGCCGUCUCCGAGAAGCCCUUCCAACAAGCUGCUGAGGCCCCUGUCUUCGAGUCAGUCAUCAGAAUGAUCACCAUCAAGGGUUCAUACGUCGGUAACCGCAGAGACACCGCCGAGGCCCUCGACUUCUACGCCAAGGGUCUGAUCAAGGCACCAUUCAAGGUCGUCGGUCUCUCGGAACUCCCCAAGGUCUUUGAGAUGAUGGAGAAGGGACAGAUCGCUGGUCGCUACGUCCUCGACACCUCC
Messenger RNA from Aureobasidium musti, 993 nucleotides. Lineage: Eukaryota; Fungi; Ascomycota; Dothideomycetes; Dothideales; Saccotheciaceae. The record is from the annotation of a GenBank genome assembly.